Messenger RNA from Biomphalaria glabrata, 513 nucleotides. RefSeq lists its product as uncharacterized. The record is from RefSeq and is a predicted model, not a curated record. Gene Ontology annotation, molecular function: transcription cis-regulatory region binding. The coding region runs from base 1 to 513 and encodes 170 amino acids. Lineage: Eukaryota; Metazoa; Mollusca; Gastropoda; Planorbidae. The transcript is spliced from 6 exons.
AUGGUAAAUAGAAUACAACAUGUUAAGAAACUUAUCAAACGAUACAAAAGAGACAAAAGAUAUUUGACCUCAAGACUUGAUGAGUUGGGUGAUAAUUUUCGAGAUGUUCAAGUUCCUUUACUCUGGGAGGAGGAUCAAUUGUAUGGCAGCAUAAGGACACCAGGAAUUUUUCAUGGCACUGGUUCUGAUUCUGAAGCUGAAGGCAAAAGUAGAUUAGAGUGUAAAUCAGCUUUGUCUUCAAUACAACCUCUGUUACAGGCACACGGUCUUGGUAAUUUAGAUGCUAAAUCAAGAAAGUUGAAACUAGAUAAAGAGAAAGACCCUAAUGCACCAAAGAAACCAGCCAAUGCUUUCCUUAUGUUUUGCACCACCCAACGCACAUCAGUUCAAGAAGAGUACUUCAAGGAGCAUAAUGAGGAGAUCGCACAUCAUGAAUUGACUAAAUCAUUAGCACAGCAAUGGAAUGCCCUUGUUCCAGAGGAAAAAAGACUGCGCAGGCCAUUUUCUCAAUGA